Molecule: messenger RNA, 738 nt
Organism: Eruca vesicaria subsp. sativa (arugula)
Lineage: Eukaryota; Viridiplantae; Streptophyta; Magnoliopsida; Brassicales; Brassicaceae
Source: the annotation of a GenBank genome assembly
AUGAGCUCCGACGAUAGAGAUCAUUACUGGUUCAACCAUCAUGAACACCACUCCUUCUGGCCUAAUCCUUCUACUUAUGACCGCAACAGCAAGAUCAUGCUCGCAGCGGUCGUCUCUUUAUCAGCAGUUAUCCUCUUCGUCUUCAUCCUCCAUCUCUACGCAAGAUUCGUUCUCCGCCGCCGUAGAGACACUUUCCGUGGCCUCCCCGUCGUUGUACGCCACCCUUUUCAGACCCCAAAACGUGGCCUAAACCCAACACUCAUCGCUUCUCUCCCUACUUUCACCGUUGGAGCCGUCGGUGAAGAGACGGCAGCUACUGAAUGUGCCGUGUGUCUAAGCGUGUUGGAGGAGCUAGACACGGCUAGAGAGUUGCCGAGCUGCAAACACGUCUUCCAUGUUGACUGUGUUGACAAGUGGCUCACCACUUGCUCCACGUGUCCUGUUUGUAGGACUGAAGUUCAGCCGAGGCCGAGACUUGAGCCUGAGCCAAGAGAGGGACCAGUGGGUGGUGACGGUGCCUCCUCACCACCCACUGCACCGCCGUUGUUCGACGACGUCAGGAUAAACUUGACAGCAGAAGCUGCUGCAUCUUCUUCGUCGGAUGACAAAACAGUUGUGUCGUCGGUUUCGAGGUUAGAUUCUUUUAGAAAAAUCUUGACAAGGGAAAGAUCUUCGAACAGGAUCAACCAUUCUUGUGUUGACCAAGAUCGUGUCUCCGACAACAAUGAAUCGAGAUAG